Molecule: messenger RNA, 1160 nt
Organism: Polychytrium aggregatum
Lineage: Eukaryota; Fungi; Chytridiomycota; Chytridiomycetes; Polychytriales
Product: peroxisomal biogenesis factor 11
Exons: 6
Coding region: 303-1010 (235 amino acids)
Biological process (GO): regulation of peroxisome size; peroxisome fission
Cellular component (GO): peroxisomal membrane
Source: RefSeq, a predicted model, not a curated record
AGGAAACCAUGGCGCUGGUGCUUCUGCUUCUUCUGCUUCUGCUUCUGCUGCUUCUGAUCUCGCACCCGCACUCCUCGAUCCGGAAGAUAUCGCUGCCUCUGGUGAUCUGAACGUCUGGCUGUUGCUGCUGCUGUUGCUGUGGUGGCCGUCCUCGUUGCCCAUGCCAUGUCACGGCAUCUCGUGGGCAAAUCUCACUUUUCACAUGCACAAGGCUGCCUGCAGGUCCUAUGACGAUGAUGAUUGACGAUAUAUAGACACCCAGGCAGGCGUCGCCCGCUCCGCUCCACCCGAUCUGCGCAAAAAUGUCCCUGGUGCCCGCAAACGCAACGGCUGCGGCCAACCACACCAUCAAGUUCCUGUCGACCUCUGUUGGCCGAGAUCGACUGAACCGGUUUAUCCAGUACCUCGCAAACUUCCUGGCGUGGUAUUUGGCCAACGGCAAAGGCGAGAACGACUUGGUCAGCCGCCUCGCCAAGCUCUCCCUUGCCGUUGGCCAGACCCGCAAACUGAUGCGUGUUGGACGACAGCUCGAGUUUGUGAUGACCAUCGCCAAGAGCAAAGGAAUCAAGGACGACCUGCUGCGCUACGUUGCGAUUCUGAAGAACCUGUCGCUAUUCGGCUGGCUGUCGCACGAUAUGUUCCAGUGGGCCCACUCGGUCGGCAUCGUCAAGCUCUCCAACAUCAAGCAAAUCACCGAGCGGGGCAUGAAGUGCUGGCUCACGGCCCUGUGCGUCUCGUUUAUCGGGGGCCUUUAUCGGCUCCAGAUCAACUCCAUCCGACUCACCCAGGAGCACAAGGCCGAGAAGAUGGGCAAGGAAGGUGGCGAGAAGAACGUCAAGCUUCUCCAGAGCGAACGCAACCGCAUCCUGUUGGCGCUGCUCCAAGACGGCCUCGAUAUGCUCCUCCCAGGAAGUGCGCUGCAAUACACCACGCUGAACCGAGGCGUCGUUUCCGCCGCCGGCAUCACCACCUCGCUCAUUGGAGGCUACCUCCAAUGGGUCAGUAUUUGAGCACGCUUAUCCACCGGCCGACACCCACGAGCGUCGACGGAGCCGCCCCACGUAUUGCCCUCGGCCGCAAUAUUAAAGCGUGUGGGUUGCGUGAGAUGAAUGCCGUCGAUCAGCACCCACGCACAUCAAUAAACUGUAAUAAGAAACGGG